Messenger RNA from Aureobasidium melanogenum CBS 110374, 1833 nucleotides. RefSeq lists its product as uncharacterized. Gene Ontology annotation, molecular function: zinc ion binding; DNA binding; DNA-binding transcription factor activity, RNA polymerase II-specific. The transcript has 2 exons. Gene Ontology annotation, biological process: DNA-templated transcription; regulation of DNA-templated transcription. The record is from RefSeq and is a predicted model, not a curated record. NCBI's taxonomy places the organism in Eukaryota, Fungi, Ascomycota, Dothideomycetes, Dothideales, Saccotheciaceae. Bases 1 to 1833 code for a protein of 610 amino acids.
AUGUGCAUGGCCACAACAGCUGAAAAUGACUCGGGAGAAUCUGCCUCUGGAAGCACUCAGAAAUCACUCAAGCGAGCAUGCGAUUGCUGCAGGAAGCGUAAAGUACGUUGCGAUGGAGAGAGUCCCUGUGGCCCUUGUCGGAAGGCCACUAUCCGUUGUGCCUACCUUCAAGCACCCAAGAAGAAGGGUCCGAAAGGGCUGAGAAGCGCCAGAGUGUUGCAUGCCUUGAGAAAAAUCGAUCAACAAUCUCUGACGCUUGCCCCUGACAACCCCUUGAGUCCGGUCGUACUGCAGGAUGGUGUGAACCAAUGGUAUGGAAGCUCAUCUUCGUCGCCGAAUGCAUUGCCGCAUAGCACUACCGACAACGCGAAUCCUACAAGUUCACCUGGAGAGCCUAUCACCUCGGGUUAUGGUUACUAUGGACCUCCAGAAAUGCAGACCUAUGCCAUGUCAUCUCAAUUGCCCAUCAACCAAAAUAUGAGCCACCUCUGGCCAGCACAACCAUCUCGACCCCAACAAUACUAUGCGCCUUCCUUGGAGCCGCAGCCCGCAAUCCCACGGAUACCGAAUCAACGCUUCUUGCCAUAUGUGCAGCUGUUCUUCGAGCAUCUCUACUUCAUCAUGCCUGUGAUUGAUGAGCAGGUCUAUCUGGAUCCAUACAUGUACAGUUCCACCAAUUACAUGCCACCAGAAACAUAUGCCUUUCUCUGCGCCAUUUGCGCUGCGACCAUUGUACAGCUCGAUGCGGCAAUACCAGUUCCUGACAUGGAGCCUUUGCCUGGUCGACCAAUGUCAGCAGCUGACAUGUUCAUUGAAGAAUGCCUUAGAGUUCGUCGAGAGGUUGACUACGUUGGCAACGCGAGUACUGUCACCGUCAUGACUAGCUUCUUUAUCUUUGCUUACUACGGCAAUAAAGAAAGCAGCGAAAAGGCAUGGCACUACCUGCAAGAAUCGAUAUCGUUCAUUGAGAAUCUGGACAUGGACGACGAGAACUCCAUGCUCAAACUCGAACCCCUGGAAGCGCAAUGGAGGAGACGGAUUUACUGGUUGCUCUUCAUAACUGAAAGAGCAUACUCAAUACAACGCCGUAAGAACUGCCGAUUACAUCCUACUAUCGAGCUCCCUCUAGCCUUCGAAUCCGAAGAUCCUCGCCUCCUCCACGGUUUCAUAAACCUCGCCCACCUAUUUUCCGCCAUCGACGACAAUUUUGUCAGCAUCUGGAAAGGCAGUGCCCGCCGGAAAGCCCUGUGCUCAGAACCUUGGCUAGCAGAAACACAACGAUCGCUCGACACAGUCGCCCUUUCACUGUCCGAUAUUACAGAGACUGCCAGGAUAGACAUUAGCGUAUCGAGGGAAUGGUUACACGUAUUAGCUUGGCAAAUGGGCGUAAGCAAUGGCUUGGUUUGCGAUAAAGGACAAACUGGCACUGGACGCCUCGACUACCCCAUCGAACUCGCCCGUCGUACGGUCAAUAUCACCGAGAGAGCAAAUCCUCUUGUCCUGGACUCGCAUGGCAUCGGCAUGGAACAGAAGCUUUCGGAUAUCGCUGGCUGCCUUGCUGAUGUCUUGCAUGUGUCUUCCGGCGAUACAUCUGAUACCUUUGUGCAAGGCAGACAGUACUUGCACCUAAUGCUUAAUAAGCUGUCCAUGAUGAGAGGCAAAGAGUCAAGGUACCUCAGGCCUCUUGUUGCAAAAGCAGGAGAUAUCUUGGAUUCGCAGGUGCCAAGGGGUAUAGCCGCAUUGCCUCCUGCUUCACAGUCUGGAGGAAAAGUCGAAGAGGACGAAGGCAGUAGUGGAAGAGUUGACCACAGGCUACAAUGGGCCACACAAUAA